AUGCACGAAAGCCGCACGGAAUUUGACCUCAAUUCGCUGCGCGUGGUCGACCUGAAAAAGAUCCUGCACAAGCGCGGCGUCUCCAUUCCCAGAAGCGCGCGAAAGGCAGAUCUUAUCGAGCUGCUUAAGGCCCAAACAAGGACCGUUGAGGGCAGGACAACGGAGCAAAAGGCAGACCAAAGCGGAAGUAGCGAGGAUGAGACUGACAUAAGCUCUGGGGCAGACGAGGAGCGGAAAGCGGGGGAUACAGAUCCCCCCGGGCCGGAACACAAGCCAGCUGCUGCUCGUGUUUCCAGCCCGCAGGUGCCCCCGUCAAAAGUGACCAAGCCGCGGGCCAAGAUCCCCAGGCCCAAGCGUGUUUCGAAUUUGCCGCCUGCGAAGGCCAGUUCUCCAGCCAAAGGAAAGAUCAAGAAUUUGGUGGGGCAAAGCGUGCCGCAGAAACGCAGCCUGGAAGACGGGAACGACGACGCCGACGCUACGGUGCACAAAGAGUACUCGAAGAUCUUGAAGAAACAGACCAACCACAAACGCGUUUUCUCCUCCUCGGCAGCAACUACGCCUAACAACUCAACAAUUGUGUCUCCAAAGAAACAGACGAAUGUCAAGGUGGAAUCAAGUCCAAGCUUCAAAAACGGGCACGAGACGCCGUCCAAGGAAGCCAGCCAAGAAGAAAAUACUGUGGUUAUCCACCCCAAGAGCGAAGCGUCUCAAACCCCGCCUCCUGCAGAUACGCACCACGACGAAUCCUUCGUGGUACCAACUCUACCCUCUUCGACGCCGAUGGUGUUUAACAGCCCUCGAAAACCGAUUCCUCCGCUCGAUGUUUCCGAUUUUGCUGCGCAGCUCCAAAAACUGUCUGGCCCUACAAAGCCAAUAUCCUUGGAUAGACCAGAGGAACAAAACUCGUCAAAGCCAGAGUCGCCAGAUAGCACCAAUGACGAGGAGGUGCUGACACAGCUGCAACAUGAGAUUGACGUCACUCAAGAACAGAUAGAGGAGAAAUCGAAACAGGCUCUAAAAUCGAUCGGGGCGGCUCCGCCAUCCAAUCUCGUCUACAGACUCGUGACUGCUUGGCUUUUGACACUGAGCCUGAUGUAUGCAUUCACAUCUUACCGCGAGCAACGGAUAAGAAUCGGUUUCUGCGGUUCUGAAGUGUACAGUCCGCUGUUUGAGUACGAUAGAAGAGCUCAUCCGGUAAUUUCUCAGUACUUGGACAAGAUUGAAAGCAUAUUCACGCUAUCCUGCGUUCCGUGUCCCGAACAUGGGCAAUGCUUCCCCUAUUCGAGACUCUACUGCGAUCCCGAUUACACCAUUUACAAACCACUCAAGUCGUUAUUUGGGAUCAUACCAACAUACCAGACCUGCGUUCUGGACUCCGUGAAGGUGAAAAAAAUCGACAAGAUGGUCAAGUUGGCAACCGAUCUGCUGAAUCGGCGAAACGCCGAGUACAAGUGUGGUAGAGGUGAAGACCACGAGGUCGGGAUGACCAUUCCACAUUUGCAAAACUACAUCAUCGAGACUUUUGAUUUGAAAGACGACGAUUUCGACUACUUGUGGGAGAAGACGUUUGCCGUGCUCAAACAGCGCCCGGAGCUCGUGAUUGGAGAUAACUUUAUUCGGUCAACCUCGCUGUCAAAGCUGUCAAUCAAAUGCAGACUCAUCAGGAUGUUCAUGGACGUGUUUGUCCGUCUCAAAUGGCACUUGCUAGCACUGGUGCUUUUUGCUUCCUUGAUAAAAUACAUGAGUGUCAAGUUCACCCAAUACAGGAACAAACGGAUCUUGGUGAACGAGCUGACGACGAAGACCAUUGAAAAGUUGCGCAAACAGGCCGAGCUGUACCGACUGGGCCAGUCGUCACAGCCUUACAUUGGCAAAAUCCAGCUGCGCGAUUACUAUCUGAUAGACGCCUCCCUGAGCGCAAAACAGAAAGCCAAGGUCUGGAACGAGGUCAGUAAACAUGUGGAGACCAAUUCAAAUGUGAAAACCUACAUGACGGAGGUGCGAGGCGAGAUGUUCAAAGUUUGGGAGUGGAUAGCCACCAUCUGA
Messenger RNA from Ogataea haglerorum, 2046 nucleotides. RefSeq lists its product as uncharacterized. NCBI's taxonomy places the organism in Eukaryota, Fungi, Ascomycota, Pichiomycetes, Pichiales, Pichiaceae. The coding region runs from base 1 to 2046 and encodes 681 amino acids. The transcript is spliced from 2 exons. Gene Ontology annotation, cellular component: nuclear inner membrane. Gene Ontology annotation, molecular function: chromatin binding. The record is from RefSeq and is a predicted model, not a curated record.